Paramecium pentaurelia is the source of this 3569-nucleotide messenger RNA. The record is from the annotation of a GenBank genome assembly. NCBI's taxonomy places the organism in Eukaryota, Ciliophora, Oligohymenophorea, Peniculida, Parameciidae.
AUGUUGGGAUAAAAAUCUUUUUGGUGGAAUGUAAAAUAUGGUGAUAACCAAAACAUUUUUCUUCCUUCUCAUUAUUAUGUGGAUGUACGAUUUAGAGUCUAUGAUUUUUCAUUGCAUGAUAUCUACUUAGUUUUAUUACUAGAUGAUUAAGAUUUCCAAUACUCUUCAUAAAGGAAUACUUUUAUUACAUGCAAUGAUAAUAAGUAAAUGAGUGAAUACUUUUUUGGGUUUGGAAACUUUCAUUUUAGUUCAACUCUUUUAAUUUAAAUUUUUCAGCCUGUUUUUGCAGACCCAUCCACUUAUUGGGGAAUUACUGAUUUUGAAUUAUACAUACUUUAAUGUCCUUCAAAAUGUUAUUCUUGUGAUGAGUUUGGUAUAUGCAAUGAUUGGACUUAAUUUAAUAGUGUUUAUGGAUAGAAAAACUUAUAAUUUAUGGAAGGAUGGUUUAAAAACACUAUAUAUUUUAAUGAAAAGACAAGCUGUGGAAGUAAUCUUUUAUUUAUUAUAAUUUAGGUUUACAAUUUUAUGGGCCAUUUGUUAAUUAAGAUAUAAUUUAACAUCAUUCAUUUAUCCAAGAUAAUCAUUCAAAAAUAAGAUUAAGAUUCAAGCUAAUUAUUGUAGGUGAAGCAUAUAAAGCCAAAGUUUAUGUAAAUUAAUACCAAAACAAUACUGAUAUUGAUAGUAUUUAUUAUAACUACUUUUAUUUGAUAUGCGGAUAAUCGUAAAAGAUUUAUGUUUUUGAUGCCUUAAUUUAACAUAAUCUUCCUGAUCUACUAAUAACAAUAUAAAUAGAAGUUAAUAAUUUUAAUGAUAAUGUUGCUUAUUUUGGAAUCUUAGACUUCGAAAUAUUCUCUGAUGCUCUAGAAAUAGAUAUUUGUAAUGAUUAGAACAUUAAUCCGUUUGAUGGAUGUUUUAAUUAACAAUUUGAUUGUAGUGAAGGUUGUAGUAAUUGUGUAAAAGGUUUGUGUAUCGAAUGUGAUAUUAAUUGGUUGUAUGAUCCUAUAAAUUAUAAUUGUUAUAGUAAUUGUGGAGAUGGAUUAAUUGUUGGAUUUGAGGAAUGUGAUGAUUCCAAUUCAAUUCCUUAUGAUGGUUGUUAUUAAUGUAAAUUCUCAUGUCCUUAAAAUUGCAUUAAAUGUUAAUAUGGCUUAUGUUUAAUUUGUGAUCCUUUAUUUUAAUUGAUUAAUAAUAAUUGUAUCCCAUAUUGCUCUAAUAAUCAGAGUGUUAAUUUGAUAAAUUAUCAAAUUGUAAAUAAAGUGACAGAAUGUUUACCUAUUAAUCAUUAUUGCUAAUUAAAAUGCUUUGAAUGUUAUUAUUCAUUGUGUAUAAAAUACUUGCCUGACUGGAAUUUAAUUAAUUAAUAAUGUAUUCAUGAAUGUGAAAACGAGGUUAUAGCAGAUUUUCAAAAAUAUUGUAAUGAUGGUAAUUAUGAAAAUGAAGAAGAGAAUCAUAAUUGUAAAUUUGAAACAGCGUCUAAUCCAUCUUCUAGUUUUUCUGUGUGUGGGAAUGGAAUAAUCUAAGAUUUUGAAUAAUGCGAUGAUGGAAAUACUAUUCCAUAUGAUGGUUGUUUUGAAUGUUAAUAUUAAUGUUAAGAAAAUUGUAUUGAUUGUCUUGAUGGUACAUGUUUAUAGUCAUACUUUGAAGAGGUCCAAAUUGAAACAUGUAAUUUUGGAUUUUAUUUGAUUGAUAAUAAAUGUUUGUCUAUUUGCGGAGACUUAAUUGUAGCUUCAGAUGAAAGAUGUGAUGAUGAAAAUAAUGAACCUUUUGAUGGAUGUUUUAAAUGUUAAUACUCAUGUUCACUUAACUGUUAAGAAUGUAUUGAUGGAUAUUGCAUAAAUUGUGAAAAUGGUUUUUAAUUGGAAAAUAAUAAAUGUUAAGAACAGUGUGGGAAUGGUAUAAAGACUCAGAAUGAAGAGUGUGAUGAUGGAAAUAUAUUUUUUGAGGAUGGAUGCUCUGAAACAUGUUAAAUAGAAAUCUUUUGGAAAUGCAUAAAUGAUUAAAAGUAAAGAAGCUAGUGUUUUCAAAAUAAUAAUCCUAUUGUAGAAAUAAAAUUAUUGAAUACCACUUUUAAUAAAUAAUUUAUUUUAAUGAAAAGUUCUCAAUAAGUAAGAUUAAAAGAAGACAAUCAAAACUUAACCUAAAAUCUUAAAACUUCAAUUAUAAAUGUUAAUCCUUUAGAUUAUAUCAUAACUUUUGAUGUUGAAGCUGAACCAACUUUUGAACAACUAAAUGAAAUUUAAUACCUAUUUACUAUUGAAUUACUCAAAUAAUUAGAAGUUGAACUAAUUUUUCACAUUUAAUUCAAUAUUACAUUGAUCAAUAAUUAUGGUUUAGAAGUAAUUCAAAAAGAAUAUAAAAUAAAAUUGUCUAAUCCUGUUGUGUUGAGCGAAGCUGAGAAGGAAAUUUCUUAAAAAACAGGUAAAUUUUACACAAUGAUGCUUAUAAUACUUGCUAUUUCAGGAUCUAUAAUUUUAUUAUCUGGUAACCCAUAGGAUUGUUUUGAAGUUCUUGAUGCUUUAUAAUAUUAAUCCUAUCUCAGAUUUAUUAAUAUUAAUUUUCCAGAAAAUGUCUUUAUAUAUUUUGAAUCUUCAGAUCUAAUUUCAAUUCAACCUGCGUUAAUUAAAUUUAAUUUAGUAGAUUUAUUUUAAAAAAUAUUUGGUUCAGAAUUUUUAGAGUCAUUUGGGAAGUUUUACUUUUAUUAAAUUAAUGCAGAUUUGCUAAUUAAUUUACAGAGUUAAAUUUGCUAAAUUUUAUUGUUGUUAGCUCUAUUUAUUUUUUUUAAUCUUUAUAAUAAGAUUUUUUAAAGGCAAUUCAUUUCAUCAAGACAAUUAAUUGAGAUUAAAUAGAGAAAUUCUAUGAUUUUGGAUAGAAUUGUUUUAUUUCUAUAUUAGAUCAACAAAAUUAUUAAGGGAUUAAGCAAAAUAUUUACAAAAAAAGGAUUGAAACUAUUGUUUUUAGCAAAUAGUUGGGAUGUUCUUUUUAAAAUUAUCCUAUUUAUUUAUUCCAAACCCUAAUAUUCUAUAAGAACCUAUCUUUCGAGCACAUUUGGUGUAAUAAUAAUGAUAUCUCUUAUUUUUAUUUCUUUAUUUUGCAUGUUUGCCACUUAAUAGAAUAAAUUAUUUAGGUUUUCAAAAAUAAACAGAAAUCAAGGGCUGAUUGUUAUCAAAAAAUUGUUAUUCCUCUUUUUCUUGAUUAAGGCUUAAGAUGAUUCAAUUAUUCAAUGUCUUUUAUUAGCUUUAGUAAAUUCAUUUUACCUUGGUAUCGUUAUAAUAUCAAAGCUAAUAAAAAACAAUAUUGAAAUAAUUGUCACUUUUUGGUUUGAAUUACCAAUAAUAAUUUUUACAUUUUCUUGCCUCCCUCUUCAUAAUGACUUUGUUAAACAUUUAACGAAUGAUUAAUAAGUUUUCAUAGGAUUUUGUUAAAUAGGGAUUUUAUGCUUUGGAUUAAUAUCUCCAUUAAUUAAAUACAGUUACAUACUUAUCAAGAAAGGUAUAGAUUAUAUAAAAAAGAAAUAACAAUUUAUAAUCGCAUAAAAAGAAAAGAAGAUUUAAUUAUAAUAAAUGUUUUUUUGA